This is a messenger RNA of Glossina fuscipes, 1977 nucleotides long. Its product is annotated as protein brown. The transcript has 8 exons. NCBI's taxonomy places the organism in Eukaryota, Metazoa, Arthropoda, Insecta, Diptera, Glossinidae. The record is from RefSeq and is a predicted model, not a curated record. Bases 1 to 1977 code for a protein of 658 amino acids. Gene Ontology annotation, molecular function: ATP binding; ATP hydrolysis activity; ABC-type transporter activity. Gene Ontology annotation, cellular component: plasma membrane.
AUGAAUGUAAAGAGUUGGAUUCCUGGCUUAUAUUUAGAGUGGAAAAAUCUAAAUUAUAAUGUGCCGGCCAAAGAACAGAAUAAUUAUAACUUCUGGCAAACCUGUCAAGUUCAAAAGGAUGUACAAAUUCUUAAUAAUGUCAGCGGUCAUAUGAAAACAGGUGAUUUGGUGGCCGUAUUGGGCUGUAGCGGUGCUGGUAAAACAACAUUAUUGGCAGCAAUAUCGCAACGUUUACGUGGUAAUUUGACCGGUGAUGUAGUGGUUAAUAGUGUAGCAAUGGAACGAACACAAAUGAUACGUAUUUCAAGCUUUCUACCGCAAUUUGACAUUAAUGUACAAACAUUCACAGCCUAUGAACAUUUGUAUUUUAUGUCACAUUUUAAAAUGCAUCGGAAAGCAACGAAAACGCAAAAGCGUCAACGCGUCAACGAUUUGCUUUGGGCCGUGGGCUUAAGAGAUGUCGCUCAUACACGUUUGCAACACUUGUCGGGUGGUGAACGUAAACGUUUAAGUUUAGCUGAAGAGCUUAUAACGGAUCCACCAUUUCUGUUUUGCGAUGAACCGACAACCGGUUUAGAUAGCUAUAAUGCCUAUAGUGUCGUGAAGACUUUACGUCAUCUAUGUACCAGACGUCGUUUGAAUCUGGAUAGUCUGACUACGUUGUAUGGUGAAGAUACUUCUCAGUCUUCACUUAGUACCGAAAGUAGUCCUACUAAUUCGAUAGAAAUGGAAUCGUUCAAUGCCGUGACAAACUCUGAGAAAAGCUUAUCCAAUACCAAUAUAAAACGCCGCCAUAAGAAAGCCGUCAUGUGUUCUAUACAUCAACCGACCUCCGAUAUAUACGAAUUAUUUACGCACAUUAUAUUAAUGGAUGCUGGACGAGUAGUUUAUCAGGGAAGAACUGAAGAAGCUAAAGACUUCUUUACAAGAUUAGGUUAUAUUUUACCGCAAAAUUGCAAUCCUGCGGAUUUUUAUUUAAAAACUAUAUCUGAUAGUCAUACGAACCGUACGGAUGGUUCAUUAAUUAAGAGAAAAUAUGACUAUCAAAUUUCGGGUUUAUAUGGAGGAAGCUGGUUACUACCUAAAUAUUAUGCUGGUGACUAUUUAAGCAAAUAUAAAAAUUUUGAAAAGAUAUGGUGGCCGUUCCAAGUUUACCUAUUAUUGAAACGCUUGAUUACUGAGGAUCUGCGCAAUAUGCAACCAGGUCUUAUAGGUCUUGGAUUAUUUAUGAUUACUUCAGUGACUUUGGCGAUUAUGUAUUCCGGUAUAGUUAAUAUGACUCAGACAUCCAUACAAGACAUAGAUGGUUCAAUUUUUAUGCUUAGCAAUGAGAUUGUAUUCACAUUUUCUUAUGGGGUCGCUUAUGUGUUUCCCUCCGCUUUGCCUAUAAUGCGUCGCGAAGUAGGCGAGGGCACGUACAGUCUUUCCGCCUAUUAUGUAGCAGUUGUCUUGGCUUAUCUACCUGUUGCUUUCUUCAAAAGCUUUUUGUUCUUCUCUGUCGUUUAUGGCUUCAUUUAUUUCGAACGUGGUUUUACAUUAUUCCUAAGCAUGGGUUUAGUUUUAAGUCUUUCCGCGAUUGUUGCCACCGGUUAUGGUCUUUUCAUAUCGAGUAUUUUUGAGACGGAAAAAAUGUCCACGGAAUGUGCCGCGCCUUUCGAUUUGCUUUUUCUCAUCUUUGGCGGAGCCUAUUAUAAUGUGGAUUCUCUACCAUUUCUGAAAUACUUAUCAUUGUUCUUCUAUUCGAAUGAAGCUUUAAUGUAUUCAUUUUGGAUAAACGUGGAUAACAUAGAGUGUUCUGAGAACGUUGAACAUCCCUGUUUUAAAAAUGGUUAUGAGAUUUUACAGCACAGUUCUUAUCGCACGGAUCCGGGCACCUUCUGGUUUGACUGCAUCGGUCUUUUGGUAAUAGCUGCAAUCUUUAAUAUCUUAGCUUUUUGUUUUAUACGAAAAUAUGUUAAACGAUGUGGUUAUUAUUAG